Molecule: messenger RNA, 708 nt
Organism: Necator americanus (New World hookworm)
Lineage: Eukaryota; Metazoa; Nematoda; Chromadorea; Rhabditida; Ancylostomatidae
Exons: 1
Coding region: 1-708 (235 amino acids)
Source: RefSeq, a predicted model, not a curated record
AUGUUCGAGCGCAACGGAUGGGUCUCGGAUGCCCCACGCUCAACGCUCAACGGAACGAACAUAUCCGAAUGCAGCAGCUACGUUUAUCUGGGUCGGGAAUUGAAAAUGAUGAACGACUUGACCCCCGAGCUGGGCAGGAGAAGAGCAGCUUGGGGUGCGUAUAAGAGCAUCGAGGAUGUAGUGAAGAAGACCAGGAACGCUCGGCUCCGUGCUCACCUCUUCAACACCACCGUACUUCCUGCUUUGACGUAUGGUUCACAAACCUGGGCAUUUCGCAAGCAGGAAGAAAACGCGGUGAGCGUCAUUGACCUCGCAAUUGAGAGAGUGAUGCUAGGAGUAUCCCGUUUCACGCAAGUGAGGGGCGGGAUUCGAAGUUUUCUCCUACGUCAGCGAUCGAGGAUCAGAGACGCCGCUGCAUUUGUCAAAAGCAGCAAAAUAAGGUGGGCCGGAUACGUGAUGCACUUUAACGACAACCGUUGGACCAACGUCGUGAGCGACUGGGUUUCCCGCGAUAUUAAGCGCACUACAGGAAGAACGCCGACCCGAUGGUCAGAUUUCUUCACGAAGUCCUUCAAAGAAAAUUAUGAGGCUUUUCUUGUCCCACGCAAAAGGAAGAACCACUGGGCGACUCUGGUACGCGAUCGGGACAAAUGGAAAAAUUACUGGCCCCCACUCGACCAGUUCGAAGAUCAGCGGGAGUCAAAGUGA